AUAAAUAAUAAAAAAAAAAAAAAAAAGAUAAAUAAAUAAUCAAGCAUGGCUAUAUUUAAUUGGAGCGGAAGUGCAAGAUGAGCUGCACUGACUGCCAUAAAUUUCAAAUGCAGAGAAUGGAACGUUUUUGAUAUAACAAAUAUAUAUAUAAGUAACAAAAAUUAUAAAUUAUAAUGCAAAAAAUCGACCUAGUAAAUCAAGAAUUCUUUGAUUACAAAACCAUGAAAUUUACAAAAUAAACAGUUAACGAAGAUUAAGUGAUACAAGUGAUUUUUUAAAAAUACACACUGAAACUUAAAAUUGGAAGACAAAUAUUUUACAAAAAUGGGAAAUUCAAAAUCUCAAAUUAAUCAUCAGCCCAAGAAACAAAUGUAUAUUGUACGAAUAAUAAGCCGUACAUGGGAUAGAUUUAAAAAACAACGUCAACAUAAUGAAUCUUAUAAUGAUGAUGAUCGUGAUACAGAAAUAUCUUCAAAAUGCAGUGAGUGCAAAGGAUGCACUUAUCAACAAGAUAGUCUUUUUUUCGACAGUGAUUCGGAAAUGUCACCAAAUGCUGAAGAUGAAAUGCUCGUCAUGAAAUCAUGGGAAAUUCAACAUGAAAAAGAAAGACUCAGACCACCAACAUAUAAUGCUGAAGAUUAUGCAAUGGCAUUGAGAAGAUGGGGAAGACGUCCAAUAUCAAAUAUACCUGAUUUUCAUGGUACAUUACCAUCAACAACAAGUUCAAGUUCUGGAUAUGUAUCUGGUAGUGGUGAAAUGACUCUACGACAAUUUACAUCUGUCAGUGAAUUACUCAACAAACUACGAGCUGAUUUAAGACUUGCAUUUCCAAGUUUUGUACAAGAGUUUGCAUCAUCACCAGCUGAUGGAAUAAAUCUUUUAUUGGAAACAUUACGUGGUGUACAAUUGAUACAAAAUACACCACCAUCUGGACAAAAUGGAGCGAGAAUUGGUACACGACGUGCAGCACUUGAUGAACUUGGUUGUGUUGAAUGUUUGUCAGCAUGUGCUGAAAGAUGUGCUGAUGUACCAAGACUAUUAUCACAAGCACAACCUGGUCUUCUUGCUCUUGCUGUUUGUUUAACCAGUAGCUUGAACCGGUCUCGUGUUCUUGCUCUUCAGUUGUUAACAAAAGUAUGUCAAACAAUUGAUGGACAUGCAGCAGUUACUGAAGCAGUAUCAUCAUUACGACUUCGUUAUGGUGAAGGUGGAAGAUUUCGUUUUUUAGCUGGUUCACUUCUUGCUCCACGUGCAGCACUUGCAUUAAGAGUUGCUGGUGUAUCAUUUUUAAAUGCAUUUUUAACAUCAGCACCAAGAACUCAAACAAAACUUUAUAUUCAGGCUGAAGCAUGUGAAGCAGGUUUAGAGCCAAAAAUACUUGAAGAUUGGCUUGUUGAUAUUGAUAAUGACAAUGAACAAGAUACACUAACUGAAUUAUUAAAAAUUGAAAUUAAAAAAUGGUCAAAUAAUUGUGUUGAUGUUGAUGAACUUGAAAAACGUCUUGAAAAAGCUGAAGAAACAUGUUUAAUACUUGGUAAUAAAGUAACAAUAUUACAAAAUAAAAUUAAAAAAUUAAAAUUUGAUAAAUCAAAUAAUAAUAGCCAUGAAAAUAUAGAAAUUUUACCAACAAAUAAUAUUAAAUUAAAAAGAUUAUCAUCAAAUAUUGAUGAUGAAGGUAUAAGUUCAUCUGAAAGAUCAAGUAGUCCAGAUAAUAUAUGUAAUAAAAAUAAAAAAAUUGAAAAUAAAAUAAAAGAUAAUGAUCAAGAAACAACAAUUGAUGAUGUUAUUGAAGAAUUAAGAAUAAUUGUUAAAGAUGCUGAAGAAGAAGAUAGAGUUGGACUAAUAAAUGAUAAUGAUAAAAAAAAAUAUAAUUCUAUUAGUAAUAAUAAUAUAAUAGUAACAAGAGAUGAUGAUAUGGAUUAUUACGCUUGUGUUAAUAAAAAUAAAGAUAAUAAAAAUAAUAAUGCUUCAACUGAAAUUAUUGAUAAUGAUAGUUUAAAAAUAAUUGUUAAAAGUGCUAAUAAUAUUGAAGAUGAAAUUAUACCAGCGAUAUUAUAUCCUCAACCACCUCGACGUGCAUUACCAUGUUUAUCAACAAUAUUAGCAACAAGAAAUGAUGAAUUUAUAAAUAAUUCAUCACCAGUUGUAUUUAAUUCUCAUGAUGAUGAUGAUGAUGUUGAUGAUGCUGAAGAAGAAACUCUUGAUGAUGGAAGUGAUUCAUUAUUAAGUGCAUCAAAAUUAAAAUAUAAUACCAAUAAAAAUGAUUGUAUUAAUAUUGAAGAAGAGAAAUUUUAUUAUGCCAAAAAUCAUGAAGAGACAUAUAAAAAAUUUAAAAAUUCAUCGAAUAAUAUUGUUACAAAUGGAGCUAAAAAAAUUCAAGUUAAAGGAAAAUUAAAUGAUUAUGAUAAAAAAAAAUCAGUUGAAAGAUCAAUGAGUCAUGAUUAUAUAAGUAAUAAUAAUUUAAUUUAUGAUUUUAAUAAUGAUAAUCAUAAAAUAUUUAGUAGAAUUAAAAAAUUUGAAAGUUUAAAUUCAUUUGAUAAUACAAAUUUUAAUAUAAAUUCAAAUGAAAAACAUGAUAAAUCAGCAACAAGACAAUCAAAUGAAAUUAAAAAAAAAAUACGUAGAUCUGAAUCAUGUCAUCAGGUAUUUAAUGAAACUAAAAAUGAUAAUUUAUCAAAUAAAGGUGGAAGUGACAGUGGUUUACAAUAUAUAACAGAUUAUAAUUUACAAACAGUUAUGAUUAAUUCAAAAAUAAUUGAUAAAAAUAAUAAAUUAUCAAAAUCAUUAGAUAAAAUUGAUGAAACAAUGAAAAAUAAUUUACCAAUAAUAUCAUCAAUUGGUUGUGAUAAAACAAUUAAAUUUUCAUUCAGUGAUACUGGUGGUAUGUAUCUUCCAAAUACUUGCAAAUCACAUGAUAAAUUUAAUAUUGGUAAAAAUCGUUUUAAUGCUGGUAAAUAUUCUGGUGAUUUAUUAACAACAAAUAAUCAUGGAUUGAGUAAAAAUAUUUUAUCAUCAAAUUCUUCAAAACGUGGAAAAGUUACUGAUGUAAUAUCUGGUUUAUAUUAAUCAAUUUUUCAUUACUUUAAAAUUAUUAUUAUUAAAAAGU
This is a messenger RNA of Aphidius gifuensis, 3106 nucleotides long. RefSeq names its product MATH and LRR domain-containing protein PFE0570w (gene mwh). The transcript is spliced from 8 exons. Gene Ontology annotation, cellular component: cytosol. Gene Ontology annotation, molecular function: actin filament binding; small GTPase binding. Gene Ontology annotation, biological process: cell migration; regulation of cell shape; cortical actin cytoskeleton organization. The coding region runs from base 325 to 3066 and encodes 913 amino acids. Lineage: Eukaryota; Metazoa; Arthropoda; Insecta; Hymenoptera; Braconidae. The record is from RefSeq and is a predicted model, not a curated record.